AUGUCCCGACCAAGGGUAUUCAUGGACUUUUCUGUCGACGGCCAGCCAUUGGGCAGGGUCAUCUUUGAGCUUUUUAGCGAUACUGCACCGAAGACAUGCGAAAACUUCAGAGCCCUAUGUACCGGAGAAAAGGGCGUCUCGUCGUCGGGCGUGCCGCUCUACUACAAGAGCAGCAUCCUGCACAGGUGCAUCAAGGAUUUCAUGAUUCAAGGAGGAGACUUCACUAAGCGCAACGGCACUGGUGGCGAAUCGAUAUACGGAGGCAUGUUCCCUGACGAAGACCUAACCCGGCCUCUGGAUUCGGAAGCCUUGCUCUGUAUGGCGAAUAGAGGUCCCGAUACCAAUGGUUCUCAGUUCUUCAUCACCCUGAGGGAAUGUCCCCACUUGAACGGCAAACACGUCGUAUUCGGCAAGGUCAUUCGCGGUUACGACGACGUUGUCAAAAAAAUUGUCGAUGUCCCUGUGGAUGCGAAGGAUCGUCCCACAACCCCGGUAACAAUCACUAGUUGUGGCGAGCUUGAGCUUCGCAAAAAGCAACCCUCCAAGCGUGAUCGCUCCAUCUCAGAAGAAAACGAAAACGAAGACCGCAGGAGGCGCUCCCAUCACCGUUCUCCCAGUACAGAUUCAGAGCCUUCGCGUCGUCGCCGCAAGACGUCCAAGCGAAAGAAGCGUAGCGAAGACACGAAGAAGGACGAAACGCCAUUACAAGAAACCGAAGAAGAAUACGACGCAAGACUCGAGAGGGAAGAGAAUGAACGAAUAGCAGAGCAAAGAAGGAAGGAAUUGGAAAGAAUCAAGCGUCAACGUGAAGCCGAACUUGAGCCAAAGGAUGGCGUACGAUUCAAAGGGCGAGGAAGAAUGAAAUUUAUUGACCCCGAGUCUACAUACAGAUAG
Molecule: messenger RNA, 894 nt
Organism: Desarmillaria tabescens
Lineage: Eukaryota; Fungi; Basidiomycota; Agaricomycetes; Agaricales; Physalacriaceae
Product: cyclophilin-like domain-containing protein
Exons: 7
Coding region: 1-894 (297 amino acids)
Biological process (GO): protein peptidyl-prolyl isomerization
Cellular component (GO): intracellular membrane-bounded organelle
Molecular function (GO): peptidyl-prolyl cis-trans isomerase activity
Source: RefSeq, a predicted model, not a curated record